GUAAAGGCCAGCAUAUAAUUUAAGAGACUUUACAGACAUAGUAAAUGCGAUAAGCAUAUAGUCGAAUUUUCAAUAAGUCAUCUUACUUAUUAGUUCUGAGUGGGAAGAACAUUAACAAGCGGAGAUGGGGUCCUCGUGUACCCUAGUUGUUUUGUUGUUGCUGUGCUUGACAGAAAUUGUGAUAAACGAGAACACUGUGACAACAGCAGAAUCACUGAAUGUAAAAUUGGGUAAUGCAGUCCAGAUCUCUGGAGAAGUAGGUCAUAUUAAUACUGAGGCCAAAGAAGGGAACGCAGAGCCUUUUUACUUUGUGACAACAGAGGAAGGAACCGAAGACCUGGAGAAAUCUUUGGAAAAUGAACUUAUACCGGUUUUGGAAAAAACUAAAUAUGACAAUAAACUGGGAGCAGAAUGUGUAACCAUUGAAUUAUGCGAUGAUGGCACAAUAAAGAGAACAACAGUGAUGAGAAAAGGAGACACCACAACAACAGUUACUGAAGUCAUGAAAGAUGGCAUAACAACCAUUACAACAAGAGUGAGCAGAGAUGGGAAAAGCACAAGUAGUGUAAUAACUAAAAAAGGUGAGAAAAAAAUCAUUCCUAAAAUUGGAACAGAGGCAGAAAUAGUAAAAAUUGAAGAAAUCGUGAGGGAACUUCAAAAGGAUGGCUCGGUGAUAGAAACAAUAAGAAUCUUGAAAGAUGGCAAAGCAAAUGUCUCCAAGGAAAUAAAAAUAGCAUUACCCAUGCAUGGCAAAAUAAUGACUCAUGUAAAAAAGAUGACCGCUAAAAAGACAGAUGGAACAAUUAUCACCACAGUUAUAAAAACUGAAGUCUCAAAGGGAGCCACAAUUCUGACAAAUGAAGAAAAGUCAACAGAAAAAAUUCUGAUUAAGGAAAAAGAAGGCAAGGUCUUAGAAACUGUGCUAACGAUGGAGAGCAGUACAGAGGACGGCACCAUAGUUGUGGAGCAAAUUACCACGAAAGCUGGGAAAACAACAUUGUCCAAGAAAAUAUUGAGAGGAAAACCUAUUCAAGAGAAUGUUAAAAUCAAAAAGGACACUAAAAAAACAACUAUUCUACAAAAAGAUGGCAGUAUUGUGAUCACAAUUGUAAUCCAUGAAGGAAGAACAAUCACCAUAAUCACAAAGAUUAUAAAAGGGGAUAUUACAAAGACCAUAACUGAAAUCAAAAAGAACUAUAAGACUGUUCAAACCUCAGAGGAAACGACGAAGAAAUCUACUGUGGUGAACGAAGAUGGAAGCACUACAACAACCACUGAAACGAAUGAUGGUGAAAAAGUAAUCACACUACAGGAGAUUACCAAAGGCGGUAUCACUACAUCCAUCAAAAAAGUAUCAAUAAAUGGCGAGCCUCUGAAAGAGGAAGAUGAGUCAACAGAGAAAUCCACUGUAACUGACAAAGAUGGCACAACAACAACAACAACUGUGAUCAAAAAAGGAGACCACACGACAACUGUCACUGAAGUUACCAAAGGUAGUAUCACAACUACUACAAUGAUAAUAAAGAAAGGUACAAGUGUAGUGAAAACUCUCCACUUCACAAGUGAAGAAGAAACAGAAGUUUUAGCGGAACCAUCCCCAAGCCUCACAGAAGGUGAGACCAAAGAGACCGUUGACAUAUCUCGGCAGGUCAACGAAGAAGGUACAGUUACUACCACAACAACAACAACCACGACUAAGGAGGGCAAGACUACUGUUACUGUAGAAAAAGAAACUGGUGUUGCAGCAAAAGACACCAUCCCAAGCACCACUAAGAAAACUAAAGUGACCAAGAAUGAUGGCAGCACAACAGAGACCACUGAAACUAGAACAGGGGAAACAGUUCAAACAGUUCAAAAGGUUACAGAAGGAGGUGAAACAAAAACGACUGUAACAGUACAGGAAGGAGAGAAACCAGUGGAAACCACAGAGGAAAUUGUUGAACAAAAACCUUUAGUUGAAAAAGAUGGCAGCAUCACCAAAACAACAGUGGACAAACAGGGAGACACAACAACUACCAUCACUGAAGUCACCAAAGGGAGCACCACCACCAAAACUACAGAGGUGAUUGAAGGAAACAAAGUAGUGGACAAAACAACAGAUGUCCGAGAGAUAUCUGAGGUUGUCGAAGAAGACGGUACAGCUAAAACAACCACAGUGACGAAACACGGAGAUACAGAGACCACAGUGACAGAAGUCACAAAAGGUGGUGUGACAUAUGAGACAACUGAAGUCAGUAAAGGUGGCAAGCCGGUGGAAAAGACAGAAAAGGCAACUGAAAAAUCAACUGAGGUCAGUGAAGAUGGAACCACCACAACAACCACAGUCAUAAAAAAACCAGACACUACUACAACAAUUACAGAUGUCACUAAAGGCGAAACCACUACUACCACUACAAAAAUCGCCAAAGGUGGGAAAAUUACCACCACUGUGAAUACCAAGACCUCACACACUGAAAAGCCACAUGAAGCUUUGCAACCUGCUCCUGAAGGCAAACUUUUGGAAACAGUAAUUACAAUGGAAACAGGCAAGAAUGAUGGAACCAUAGAAGUUGAAGAAGUAACGACCAGAGAUGGCAAAACUACUGUGUCCAAGAAAAUUCUCAGAGGAGCAGCCAUCAAAGACAAGAGUGCUCAUGUGCACAGAGAGACAAAGAAAACAACUGUUCUACUGCAGGAUGGACGUAUGCUAAUCACAAUUAUAAUACGCGAAGGGGAAAAGAUCACGACAAUUAAAAAGGUUAUAGAUGAUCACGUUACAACAACCACGACAGACAUAUGGGAGAACAACAAAAUUGUGCAAACGAAAAAGGAAUCUACAAAAAAAACCACAGUGGUAAACAAAGAUGGAAGCACUACGACAACAACUGAAACUAGCGAUGGAAAAACAAUCACCACGCUGGUUGAAAUCACUAAAGGCGAUAUCACUAAAAUUAAAAAAACUGUCUCAGAAAAUGGCGAGCCUCUAGAAGAUAAAGAAGAAGAGACAGAAAAAUACACUUUAAUCGACAAAGAUGGCAAAUCGACAACAACCACUGUAAUCAAAAAGGGAAACACCACAACCACAGUCAUUGAAGUUACUGAAGGGGACAUCACUACAACUACAACAGAAGUUAAGGAAGGGCAGAAGGAGGUAAAAACUUUCUACUAUACAAGUCAAGAAGAAACAGAAGCUGUUGACAAAACAUCUCCAAGUUUGACAGAAAAUGAGACGAAGGAAACAACUAAGAUAACCAAGCUGUUCAAUUCAGAUGGUACAGUUACAACAACAACAACUACAACGAAGGAUGGCAAGACCACAAUCUCUUCAGAAACAGAAAUUGGUGUUGUAACAGAAGACACCGCCCCAAGCACCACAAAGAUAACCAAGGUUCCUAACGAGGACGGCAGCAUCACAGAGACCACUGUGACUGAAAAGGAGGGGAAAAUAACCAUACAUCAAACUGUUACUGAAAGCGAUGAAAAAACAACAACUGUAAUGGUGAAAGAAGGAGAUAAACCAAUUGAAACAACAGAAGUAAUUGUGGAAAAGAAGCCUGCAGUCAACAGUGAUGGCAGUAUCACUGAAACAAAAGUGGAUAAGAAGGGAGAAACCACUACUACUAUCACUGAAGUCACCAAAGGUGAUACAACCACCAUAACUACAGAAGUCACCAAAGGAGACCAAGUAGUCGAAAAGACAGAGGACACCAGAGAGAUAUCUUCUGUUGUUGAAAAAGAUGGUACAGCUGAAACAAUAACUGUGACAAAACAUGGAGAUAAAACUACCACUGUGACCAAAGUCAUAAAAGAUGGCCAAACAUAUACAACAACUGAAAUAGCUAAAGGUGAACAACCUGUAGAAGAGACUGAAAAGUCCACUGUAGUCGAUAAAGACGGUACCACAACAACAACCACAGUGAUCCACAAAGGAGACACCACUACCACAGUCACUGAUGUCACAAAAGGGGAAACCACUACUACUACUACUGAAGUUACCAAAGGUGGGGAAACAGCCACCACAAUGAAAACCAAGACAAAACAUACUGAAUUGGCUCCUGAAACAUUGAUACCUGUUACUGAAGGCAAUAUUUUGGAAACUGAACUUACAACGGAAAGGGGUAACAAGGAUGGCUCAAUUACCAUAGAGAAAAUUACCACAAAAGAUAGCAAGACCACAAUUUCCAAGAAAACAGUCAGAGGACAACCUGGCCAAGAUAUGAGCGGUGGGAUCUUUAAGGAAACAAAGAAAACAAUCAUUCAACAAGAAGAUGGCACGAUAGUAAUCACGCUUGUAAUCCGUGAAAAGACUACAAUAACCACAAUCACAAAGGUUAGAAAAGGGCAUGUUACAAGAACAAUGAUGGAAAUCAGGAAGAACAACAACAUUGUGAAAAUCUCUGAAGCAACCACAACAGAAUCCACAGUGGAAAAUGAAGAUGGAAGCACUACAACAACCACUGAAACGAAUGAUGGUGAAAAAGUAAUCACACUACAGGAGAUUACCAAAGGCGGUAUCACUAAAUCCAUCAAAAAAGUAUCAAUAAAUGGCGAGCCUCUGAAAGAGGAAGAUGAGUCAACAGAGAAAUCCACUGUAACUGACAAAGAUGGCACAACAACAACAACAACUGUGAUCAAAAAAGGAGACCACACGACAACUGUCACUGAAGUUACCAAAGGUAGUAUCACAACUACUACAAUGAUAAUAAAGAAAGGUACAAGUGUAGUGAAAACUCUCCACUUCACAAGUGAAGAAGAAACAGAAGUUUUGGAGGAACCAUCCCCAAGCCUCACAGAAGGUGAGACCAAAGAGACCGUUGACAUAUCUCGGCAGGUCAACGAAGAAGGUACAGUUACUACCACAACAACAACAACAACCACGACUAGGGAGGGCAAGACUACUGUUACUGUAGAAAAAGAAACUGGUGUUGCAGCAAAAGACACCAUCCCAAGCACCACUAAGAAAACUAAAGUGACCAAGAAUGAUGGCAGCACAACAGAGACCACUGAAACUAGAACAGGGGAAACAGUUCAAACAGUUCAAAAGGUUACAGAAGGAGGUGAAACAAAAACGACUGUAACAGUACAGGAAGGAGAGAAACCAGUGGAAACCACAGAGGAAAUUGUUGAACAAAAACCUUUAGUUGAAAAAGAUGGCAGCAUCACCAAAACAACAGUGGACAAAAAGGGAGACACAACAACUACCAUCACUGAAGUCACCAAAGGGAGCACCACCACCAAAACUACAGAGGUGAUUGAAGGAAACAAAGUAGUGGACAAAACAACAGAUGUCCGAGAGAUAUCUGAGGUUGUUGAAGAAGACGGUACAGCUAAAACAACCACAGUGACGAAACACGGAGAUACAGAGACCACAGUGACAGAAGUCACAAAAGGUGGUGUGACAUAUGAGACAACUGAAGUCAGUAAAGGUGGCAAGCCGGUGGAAAAGACAGAAAAGGCACUUGAAAAAUCAACUGUGGUCAGUGAAGAUGGAACCACCACAACAACCACAGUCAUAAAAAAAGGAGACACCACUACAACAGUCACUGAUGUCACAAAAGGAGAAACCACUACUACCACUACAGCAGUCUCUGAAGGAGGGAACAUUACCACCACAGUGAAAAGCAAGACCUCACACACUGAAGAACCUCACAAAGAAUUCAAGCCUACCACAAAAGGCAGAGUUUUGGAAACUGUAAUUACAAUGGAAACAGGCAAGAAUGAUGGAACGAUAGAGGUUGAAGAAGUAACAACUAGAGAUGGUGAAACGAUUGUGUCCAAGAAAAUACUCCGAGGAGAGCCUAUCAAAGAGACUAGUGCUCAAGUGCAUAGAGAGAUUAAGAAAACAUCUAUUCUGCAACAAGAUGGAAGUAUACUAAUCACGAUUUUAAUCCAUGAAAGGGAAACAAUCACCAAAAUCCAAAAGAUUAUCAGAGGGGACAAUACAAAGACCAUCACAGAGAUCUGGAAGAACAAAGAAAUUGUGAAAACUACAGAGGAAACAACAAAGAAAGCCACUGUGGUAAAUGAAGAUGGAACCACUACUACAACCACUGAAACUAGCGAUGGGAAAACAGUCACCACUCUGGUUGAAGUCACCAAGGGCGGUAUCACUAAAACCACAAAAACAGUCUCAGAAGAUGGUAAGGUUCUGAAAGAAAAAGAAGAAGAGACAGAAAAAUACACUGUGGUUGACAAAGAGGGUAGAUCAACAACAACCACCAUUAUCAAAAAGGGAGACAUCAUGAUAACUGUCAUUGAAAUCACCAAAGGGGACAUCACUACGACAACAACAACAGUUAAGGAAGGUGAGAAGGAAGUGAAAACUUUCUACUUUACAAGUCAAGAAAAAACAGAAGCUAUUGAAGAAACAUCCCCAGGCCUGACAAAAGGUGAGACGAAAGAAACUACCGAGAUAUCCAAGCAGGUCAAUGAAGAUGGCACAAUUACCACAACGACAACAAAAACAACUGUGGAUGGCAAGACCACCAUCACUUCCGAAACAGAAAUUGGUGCUGGAACAGAAGACACCACCCCAAGCACUACAAAGAAAACAAAAGUUAACAAAGAAGAUGGCAGCACCACAGAGACCACUGUGACUGAAAAGGGGGGGAAAAUUACCAUACAUCAAACAGUUACAGACAGAGAUGAAAAAAGAACAACCGUGAUAGAGAAAGAAGGAGAUAAACCAAUCGAAACAACAGAAGUACUUGUGGAAAAGAAGCCUGCAGUCAACAGUGAUGGCAGUAUCACUGAAACAAAAGUGGAUAAGAAGGGAGAAACCACUACUACUAUCACUGAAGUCACCAAAGGUGAUACAACCACCAUAACUACAGAAGUCACCAAAGGAGACCAAGUAGUCGAAAAGACAGAGGACACCAGAGAGAUAUCUUCCGUUGUUGAAAAAGAUGGUACAGCUGAAACAAUAACUGUGACAAAACGUGGAGAUACAGUCACCACUGUGACCAAAGACAUUAAAGAUGGCCAAACAUUUUCAACAACUGAAAUCACUAAAGGUGAACAACCAGUAGAAAAGACUGAAGAGUCCACAGUAAUCGAUAAAGAUGGUACUGCCACAAAAACCACGGUGAUCCAUAAAGGAGACACUACUACCACAGUCACUGACGUCACUAAAGGGGAAACCAUUACUACCACUACAAAAGUUUCCAAAGGUGGGGAAACAACCUCCACAGUGAAAUACAAGAAAAGACAUACUGAAUUGGCUCCUGAAACAUUCAGACCUGCUAAUGAGGGAAAAGUUUUGGAAACUGAAAUUACGACAGAAAGGGGUAAUGAGGAUGGCACAAUUACCAUAGAGAAAAUAACCACCAAAGAUAGCAAGACCACAAUUUCCAAGAGAACAGUCAGAGGACAACCUGGCCAAGAUAUGAGCGGUGAGAUCUUUAAGGAAACAAAGAAAACAAUCAUUCAACAAGAAGAUGGCACGAUAGUAAUCACGCUUGUAAUCCGUGAAAAGACUACAAUAACCACAAUCACAAAGGUUAGAAAAGGGCAUGUUACAAGAACAAUGAUGGAAAUCAGGAAGAACAACAACAUUGUGAAAAUCUCUGAAGCAACCACAACAGAAUCCACAGUGGAAAAUGAAGAUGGAAGCACUACAACAACCACUGAAACGAAUGAUGGUGAAAAAGUAAUCACACUACAGGAGAUUACCAAAGGCGGUAUCACUACAUCCAUCAAAAAAGUAUCAAUAAAUGGCGAGCCUCUGAAAGAGGAAGAUGAGUCAACAGAGAAAUCCACUGUAACUGACAAAGAUGGCACAACAACAACAACAACUGUGAUCAAAAAAGGAGACCACACGACAACUGUCACUGAAGUUACCAAAGGUAGUAUCACAACUACUACAAUGAUAAUAAAGAAAGGUACAAGUGUAGUGAAAACUCUCCACUUCACAAGUGAAGAAGAAACAGAAGUUUUAGCGGAACCAUCCCCAAGCAUCACAGAAGGUGAGACCAAAGAGACCGUUGACAUAUCUCGGCAGGUCAACGAAGAAGGUACAGUUACUACCACAACAACAACAACAACCACGACUAAGGAGGGCAAGACCACUGUUACCGUAGAAAAAGAAACUGGUGUUGCAGCAAAAGACACCAUCCCAAGCACCACUAAGAAAACUAAAGUGACCAAGAAUGAUGGCAGCACAACAGAGACCACUGAAACUAGAACAGGAGAAACAGUUCAAACAGUUCAAAAGGUUACAGAAGGAGGUGAAACAAAAACGAUUGUAACGGUACAGGAAGGAGAGAAACCAGUGGAAACCACAGAGGAAAUUGUUGAACAAAAACCUUUAGUUGAAAAAGAUGGCAGCAUCACCAAAACAACAGUGGACAAAAAGGGAGACACAACAACUACCAUCACUGAAGUCACCAAAGGGAGCACCACCACCAAAACUACAGAGGUGAUUGAAGGAAACAAAGUAGUGGACAAAACAACAGAUGUCCGAGAGAUAUCUGAGGUUGUCGAAGAAGACGGUACAGCUAAAACAACCACAGUGACGAAACACGGAGAUACAGAGACCACAGUGACAGAAGUCACAAAAGGUGGUGUGACAUAUGAGACAACUGAAGUCAGUAAAGGUGGCAAGCCGGUGGAAAAGACAGAAAAGGCAACUGAAAAAUCAACUGUGGUCAGUGAAGAUGGAACCACCACAAUAACCACAGUCAUAAAAAAAGGAGACACCACUACAACAGUCACUGACAUUACUAAAGGGGAAAUCACUACUACCACUACAGCAGUCUCUGAAGGAGGGAACAUUACCACCACAGUGAAAAGCAAGACCUCACACACUGAAGAACCUCACAAAGAAUUAAAGCCUGGUACUGAAGGCAGUGUUUUGGAAACUGUAGUUACAAUGGAAAUAGGCCAAGAUGACGGAACUAUAGAGGUUGAGGAAGUAACAACCAGAGGUGGCAAAACCAUUGUGUCCAAGAAAAUACUUGGAGGAGAGCCUAUCAAAGAGAUAAGUGCUGGUAUGCAUAAAGAGACAAAGAAAACAACUGUUCUGCAACAAGAUGGGAGCAUACUAAUCACAAUUGUAAGUCGUGAAAGGGAAACAAUCACCAAAAUCCAAAAGAUUAUCAAAGGGGACUUUACAACAACCAUCACAGAGAUCUGGAAGAAUAACAAUAUUGUAAAAACUAUGGAGCAAACUACUAAGAAGUCCACAGUGGUAAACAAAGAUGGAAGCACUACAACAACCACUGAAACGAACGAUGGGAAAACAGUCAGUACGGUGGUUGAAAUCACCAAAGGGGGGGUCACAAAAACCAUAAAAACAGUCUCAGAAGAUGGUAAGGUUCUGAAAGAAAAAGAAGAGAAGACAGAAAAAUACACUGUGGUUGACAAAGAGGGUAGAUCAACAACAACCACCAUUAUCAAAAAGGGAGACACUACAAUAACUGUCAUUGAAGUCACUAAAGGGGACAUCACUACAACUACAACAACAGUUAAGGAAGGGGAAAAGGAGGUGAUGACUUUCUACUUUACUAGUCAAGAAGAAACAGAAACUGUUGAUGAAGCAACCCCAGGCUUGACAAGAGGUGAGACGAAAGAAACUACUGAGAUAGCCAAACAGUUCAAUGAAGAUGGUACAGUUACCACAACGACAACAACAACUUUGGAUGGCAGGACCACCAUCACUUCAGAAACAGAAACUGGUGUCAGAACAGAAGACACCACCCCGAGCACCACAAAGAAAACAAAAGUGACCAAAGAGGACGGCAGCAUCACAGAGACCAUUGUGACUGAAAAAGGAGAAAAAAUUACCAUACAUCAAACAGUUACAGACCGAGACGAAAAAAGAACAACUGUGAUGGUAAAAGAAGGAGAUAAACCAAUCGAAACAACAGAAGUAAUUGUGGAAGAGAAGCCUGCAGUCAACAGUGAUGGCAGUAUCACUGAAACAAAAGUGGAUAAGAAGGGAGACACCACGACUACUAUCACUGAAGUCACCAAAGGUGAUAUAACCACCAUAACUACAGAAGUCACCAAAGGAGACCAAGUAGUCAAAAAGACAGAGGACACCAGAGAGACAUCUUCUGUUGUUGAAAAGGAUGGUACAGCCGAAACAAUCACUGUGACAAAACAUGGAGAUGAAACUACCACUGUUACCAAAGUCAUUAAAGAUGGUCAAAUAUUUACAACAACUGACAUCACUAAAGAUGAACAACCUAUAGAGGAGACUAAAAAGUACACUGUAGUCGAUAAAGAUGGUACCACAACAACAACCACAGUGAUCCACAAAGGAGACACUACUACCACAGUCACUGAUGUCACUAAAGGGGAAACCAUUACUACCACUACAGCAGUCUCCAAAGAUGGGAAUACAACCACCACAGUGAAAAGCAAGACAAAACAUACUGAAUUGGUACCUGAAACAUUGAUACCUGUUACUGAAGGCAAUAUUUUGGAAACUGAACUCACAACAGAAAGGGGUAAUGAGGAUGGCACAAUUACUGUAGAGCAAAUAACCACCAAAGAUGGCAAGAUGACAAUUUCCAAGAAGCAAAUAAGUGGGCAACCUAUCCAAGAUAGGAGUGGCAAAGUAUUUAAGGAAACAAAGAAAUUAAUUGUUCAAAAAGUAGAUGGCACUGUUGUAUUUAUAUUUGUAAUCCGGGAAAAGAGUACAAUAACCACAAUCACAAAGAUUAAAAAAGGGGAUCUAACACAAACUAUCAUGGAGGUCAAAGAGGACAACAAAAUUGUGCACACAUCAGAGGCAACCACACAAGAAUCCACAGUGGUAAAUGAAGAUGGAAGUACUACGAAAACCACGGAAACUAAUGAUGGGAAAACGGUCACCACAUUGGUUGAAGUAAGGAAGGGCGGUGUCACUAAAACAUCAAAAACAGUCUCUGAAAAUGGCAAGCCUCUGAAAGACGAAGAGGAGGAGACAGAAAAAUACACUGUGACAGACAAAGAUGGCAGAUCAACAACAACCACCAUGAUAAAAAAGGGGGACACCAUGAUAACUGUUACUGAGAUUACUAAAGGCGACAUCACUACAACAACAACAACAGUUAAGGAGGGGGGAAAGGUGGUGAAAACCUUCUUCUAUACAAGUCAGGAAGAAAAAGAAACAGUAGAUGAAAAAACCUCAGCCCUGACAAGAGGCGAGACAAAAGAAACAACUAAAAUAAAAAAGCAGUUCAAUGAAGAUGGCACAGUUACCACUACGACAACAACAACUGUGGAUGGCAAGACCACCAUCGCUUCAGAAACAGAAAUGGGUGUUGUAACAGAAGACACCACCCCGAGCACUACGAAGAAAACAAAAGUGACCAAAGAGGAUGGCAGCACCACAGAGACCACUGUGACGGAAAAAGGGGAAAAAAUUACCAUACAUCAAACAGUUACAGACAAAGAUGAAAAAAGAACAAUCGUAAUGGUGAAAGAAGGAGACAAACCUAUUGAAACCACAGAGGAAAUUGUGGAAGAGAAGCCUUCAGUCAACAAUGAUGGCAGUAUCACUAAAACAAAAGUGGAUAAGAAGGGAGACACCACUACUACUAUCACUGAAGUCACCAAAGGUGACACCACAACCAUAACUUCAGAAGUAAUAAAAGGAGACCAAGUAGUCGAAAAAACGGAGGACACCAGAAAGACAUCUUCUAUUGUUGAAAAAGAUGGUACAGCUGAAACAAUCACUGUGACAAAACAUGAAGAUGAAACCACCACUGUGACCAAAGUCAUUAAAGAUGGUCAAACAUAUACAACAACUGAAAUCACUAAAGGUGAACAACCAGUAAAAGAGAUUGAAGAGUCCACUGUAGUCGAUAAAGAUGGUACCGCUACAAAAACCACAGUGAUCCAUAAAGGAGACACUACUACAACAGUCACCGAUGUCACUAAAGGGGAAACCACUACUACCACUACUGAAGUUUCCGAAGGUGGGGAAACAACCACCACAGUAAAACGCAAGACAAAACAUAUUGAAUUGGCUCCUGAAACAUUAAUACCUGUUACUGAAGGCAAGAUUUUGGAAACUGAACUUACAACAGAAAGGGCUAACGAGGAUGGCACAAUUACCAUAGAGCAAAUUACCACCAAAAAAGGCAAGACCACAAUUUCCAAGAAAACAAUAAGAGGACAACCUAGCCAAGAUAACAGCGGUAAAAUAUUUAAAGAAACAAAGAAAACAAUUGUUCAACAUGAAGAUGGCACGGUAGUAACCACAUUUGUAAUUCGUGAAAAGAGUACAAUAAUGACAAUCACAAAUGUGAGAAAAGGUGAAAUUACACGAACCAUCGUGGAGGUCAGAGAGGACAACAAAAUUGUGCAAACAGCAGAGGCGACCACAAAAAAAUUCACAGUGGUAAAUGAAGAUGGAAGCACUACAACAACCACUGAAACUAAUGAUGGCGAAAAAGUCAUAACACUACAGGAGAUUACCAAAGGGGACCUUACUACAUCUACAAAAAAAGUAUUCAUAAAUGGCAAAGCUUUGAAAGACGAAGAAGAGUCAACAGAAAAAUACACUGAAACUGAAGAAGAUGGAACAAUAAUAACAACAACUGAGACCAAAAAGGGAGACCGCACGAUAACAGUCACUGAAGUCACCAAAGGUAGCAUCACUACAACUACAACAAUAAUAAUGAGUGGUACAAGUGUAGUGAAAACUCUCCAGGUCACAAGUGAAGAAGAAAUUGAAGUCUUGGAGGAACCAGCUCCAAGCAUCACAGAAGGUGAAACCAAAGAGACAACUGACAUAACUAAGCAGGUCAACAAAGACGGUACAGUUACCACAACAACAACAACAACAACCACGAGUAAGGAGGGAAAGACUACUGUUACUGUGGAAAAGGAAAUGGGUGUUGCAACAAAAGACACCACCCCAAGCACCACAAAGAAAACUAAAGUGACUAAGAAUGAUGGCAGCAUAACAGAGACCACUGAGACCAGAACAGGUGAAACAGUUCAAACAGUUCAUACGGUUACAGAAGGAGGUGAAACAAAAACAACUGUAACAGAGCAGGAGGGAGAGAAACCAGUGGAAACCACAGAAGAAAUUAUGGUAGAAAAACCUUUAGUUGACAAAGACGGCAGUAUCACCAAAACGACAGUGGACAAAAAAGGAGACACAACUACUACCAUCACUGAAGUCACCAAAGGGAGCACCACCACCAAAACUACAGAGGUUGCCAAAGCAAACAAAGUAGUGGAAAAAACAACAGACAUCAUUGAGACUUCCGCAGUGGUAGAGGAAGAAGGUACAGCAAAAACAACCACUGUGACAAAACAUGGCGAUACAGAGACAAUAGUGACAAAAGUCACCAAAGGAGGUGUAACGUAUGAGACUACUGAAGUCAGCAAAGGUGGUGAGCCUGUGGAAAAGACAGAAGAGUCAACUGAAAAAUCAACUGUGGUCAGUGAAGAUGGAACCACCACAACAACCACAGUCAUAAAAAAAGGAGACACCACUACAACAGUCACUGAUGUCACAAAAGGAGAAACCACUACUAUCACUACAGCAGUCUCUGAAGGAGGGAACAUUACCACCACAGUGAAAAGCAAGACCUCACACACUGAAGAACCUCACAAAGAAUUAAUGCCUGGUACUGAAGGCAGUGUUUUGGAAACUGUAGUUACAAUGGAAACAGGCAAAAAUGACGGAACUAUAGAGGUUGAGGAAGUAACAACCAGAGGUGGCAAAACCAUUGUGUCCAAGAAAAUACUCAGAGGAGAGCCCAUCAAAGAGACUAGUGCUAAUGUGCAUAGGGAGACUAAGAAAUCAACAGUUUUGCAACAAGAUGGAACCAUACUAAUCACAACAAUAAUCCAAGAAAAGGAAAAGAUCACCAUAAUCCGAAGGUUCAUCAAAGGGGACUUUACAACAACCAUCACAGAGAUCAGGAAGAACAACAAUAUUGUACAAACUAUUAAAGAAACAACAAAGAAAUCCACUGUGGUAAAUGAAGAUGGGAGCACAACGACUACCACUGAAACAAAGAGGGGGAGAAAGGUCACCACGCUGGUUGAAGUCACCAAAGGAGGGGUCACUAAAAUUACAAAAACAGUGUCAGAAGAUGGAAAGCCUCUUAAAGACAGAGAAGAAGAGACAGAAAAAUACACUGUAACUGACAAAGAUGGUCGCUCAGUUACCACCACUGUAAUUAAAAAGGGAGAUACCACGACAACUGUCAUUGAAGUCACCAAAGAUGAUAUCACUACAACAACAACAACAGUUAAAGAGGGGGAAAAAGAGGUGAAAACAUUCUACUUCACAAGUCAAGAAGAAACAGAAGCUGUUGAUGAAACAACCCCAGGCCUAACAAAAGGUGAGACUAAAGAAACUACUGAAACAUCGAGACAGUUCAACAAAGAUGGCACAAUUACCACAACGACAACAACAACUUUGGAUGGCAAGACCACUAUCACUUCAGAAACAGAAACUGGUGUCAGAACAGAAGACACCACCCCGAGCACCACAAAGAAAACAAAAGUGACCAAAGAGGACGGCAGCACCACAGAGACCAUUGUGACUGAAAAAGGAGAAAAAAUUACCAUACAUCAAACAGUUACAGACCGAGACGAAAAAAGAACAACUGUGAUGGUAAAAGAAGGAGAUAAACCAAUCGAAACAACAGAAGUAAUUGUGGAAGAGAAGCCUGCAGUCAACAGUGAUGGCAGUAUCACUGAAACAAAAGUGGAUAAGAAGGGAGAAACCACUACUACUAUCACUGAAGUCACUAAAGGUGACACCACAACCAUAACUUCAGAAGUCACCAAAGGAGACCAAGUAGUCGAAAAGACGGAGGACACCAGAGAGACAUCUUCUGUUGUUGAAAAAGAUGGUACAGCUGAAACAAUCACUGUGACAAAACACGGAGAUGAAACUACCACUGUGACCAAAGUCAUUAAAGAUGGUCAAAUAUUUACAACAACUGAAAUCACUAAAGGUGAACAACCAGUAAAAGAGAUUGAAGAGUCCACUGUAGUUGAUAAAGAUGGUACCGCUACAAAAACUACAGUGAUCCAUAAAGGAGACACCACUACAACAGUCACUGAUGUCACUAAGAAGGAAACUACUACUACCACUACUGAAGUUUCUGAAGGUGGGGAAACAACCACCACAGUAAAACGCAAGACAAAACAUACAGAAUCGGCUCCUGAAACAUUGAUACCUGUUACUGAAGGUAAGAUUUUGGAAACUGAACUUACAACAGAAAGGGCUAAUGAGGAUGGCACAAUUACCAUAGAGCAAAUUACCACCAAAAAAGGCAAGACCACAAUUUCCAAGAAAACAAUAAGAGGACAACCUAGCCAAGAUAACAGCGGUAAAAUAUUUAAAGAAACAAAGAAAACAAUUGUUCAACAUGAAGAUGGCACGGUAGUAACCACAUUUGUAAUUCGUGAAAAGAGUACAAUAAUGACAAUCACAAAUGUGAGAAAAGGUGAAAUUACACGAACCAUCGUGGAGGUCAGAGAGGACAACAGAAUUGUGCAAACAUCAGAGGCGACCACAAAAAAAUCCACAGUGGUAAAUGAAGAUGGAAGCACUACAACAACCACUGAAAUUAAUGAUGGAAAAACAGUGAUCACGCUACAAGAAGUUACCAAAGGAGAAGUCACUACAUCUACAAAAAAAGUCUUUGUAAAUGGCGAGCCUCUGAAAGAGGAAGAAGAGUCAACAGAGAAAUCCACUGUAACUGAAAAAGAUGGCACAAAAGUAACAACAACUGAGACCAAAAAGGGAGACCGCAAGAUAACAGUCACUGAAGUCACCAAAGGUAGCAUCACUACAACUACAACAAUAAUAAUGAGGGGUACAACUGUUGACAAAAUCCUCCAGAUCACAACUGAAGAGGAAAUUGAAGUGUUGGAGGAGCCAGCCCCAAGCAUCACAGAAGGUGAGACCAAAGAGACCGUUGACAUAUCUCGGCAGGUCAACGAAGAAGGUACAGUUACUACCACAACAACAACAACAACCACGACUAGGGAGGGCAAGACCACUGUUACUGUAGAAAAAGAAACUGGUGUUGCAGCAAAAGACACCAUCCCAAGCACCACUAAGAAAACUAAAGUGACCAAGAAUGAUGGCAGCACAACAGAGACCACUGAAACUAGAACAGGAGAAACAGUUCAAACAGUUCAAAAGGUUACAGAAGGAGGUGAAACAAAAACAACUGUAACAGUACAGGAAGGAGAGAAACCAGUGGAAACCACAGAGGAAAUUGUUGAACAAAAACCUUUAGUUGAAAAAGAUGGCAGCAUCACCAAAACAACAGUGGACAAAAAGGGAGACACAACAACUACCAUCACUGAAGUCACCAAAGGGAGCACCACCACCAAAACUACAGAGGUGAUUGAAGGAAACAAAGUAGUGGACAAAACAACAGAUGUCCGAGAGAUAUCUGAGGUUGUCGAAGACGACGGUACAGCUAAAACAACCACAGUGACGAAACACGGAGAUACAGAGACAACAGUGACAGAAGUCACAAAAGGUGAUGUGACAUAUGAGACAACUGAAGUCAGUAAAGGUGGCGAGCCGGUGGAAAAGACAGAAAAGGCAACUGAAAAAUCAACUGUAGUCAGUGAAGAUGGAACCACCACAACAACCACAGUCAUAAAAAAAGGAGACACCACUACAACAGUCACUGAUGUCACAAAAGGAGAAACCACUACUACCACUACAGCAGUCUCUGAAGGAGGGAACAUUACCACCACAGUGAAAAGCAAGACCUCACACACUGAAGAACCUCACAAAUUAAUGCCUGGUACUGAAGGCAGUGUUUUGGAAACUGUAGUUACAAUGGAAACAGGCAAAAAUGAUGGAACUUUAGAGGUUGAGGAAGUAACAACCAGAGGUGGCAAAACCAUUGUGUCCAAGAAAAUACUUAGAGGAGAGCCUAUCAAAGAGAUGAGUACUGGUAUGCAUAGAGAGACAAAGAAAUCAACUGUUCUGCAACAAGAUGGGAGCAUACUAAUCACAAUUGUAAGUCGUGAAAGGGAAACAAUCACCACAAUUCGAAAGUUUAUCAAAGGGGACUUUACAACAACCAUCACAGAGAUCUGGAAGAAUAACAAUAUUGUAAAAACUACAGAGGAAACAACAAAGAAAGCCACUGUGGUAAAUGAAGAUGGAAGCACUACAACAACCACUGAAACAAAGACGGGGACAAAAGUCACCACGCUGGUUGAAGUCACCAAAGGAGGGGUCACUAAAACCACAAAAACAGUCUCAGAAGAUGGAAAGCCUCUUAAAGACAAAGAAGAAGAGACAGAAAAAUACACUGUAACUGACAAAGAUGGUCGCUCAGUAACCACCACUGUAAUUAAAAAGGGAGAUACCACAAUUACUGUCAUUGAAGUCACCAAAGAUGAUAUCACUACGACCACAACAACUGUUAAGAAGGGUGAAGAGGAGGUGAAAACAUUCUACUUCACAAGUCAAGAAGAAACAGAAGCUGUUGAUGAAACAACCCCAGGCCUGACAAAAGGUGAGACUAAAGAAACUACUGAGACAUCAAAGCAGUUCCACAAAGAUGGUACAGUUACGACAAUGACAACAACAACUAUAGAUGGCAAGACCACCAUCACUUCAGAAACAGAAACUGUUGCUGCAACAGAAGACACCACCCCGAGCACCACAAAAAAAACAAAAGUGAUAAAGGAGGAUGGCAGCACCACAGAAACCACCGUGACUGAAAAAGGGGACAAAAUGACCAUACAGCAAACAGUUACAGACAGAGAUGAAAAAAGAACAACCGUAAUGGUGAAAGAGGGAGACAAACCUAUGAAAACCACUGAGGAAAUUGUGGAAGAGAGGCCUUCAGUCAACAAUGAUGGUAGUAUCACUAAAACAAAAGUGGAUAAGAAGGGAGACACCACGACUACUAUCACUGAAGUCACCAAAGGUGACACCACAACCAUAAUUUCAGAAGUCACGAAAGGAGACCAAGUAGUCGAAAAGACAGAGGACACCAGAGAGACAUCUUCUGUUGUUGAAAAAGAUGGUACAGCUGAAACAAUCACUGUGACAAAACAUGGAGAUGAAACCACCACUGUGACCAAAGUCAUUAAAGAUGGUCAAACAUUUACAACAACUGAAAUCACUAAAGGUGAACAACCUGUAGUGGAGACUGAAAAGUCCACUGAAGUCGAUAAAGAUGGUACCACAACAACAACCACAGUGAUCCACAAAGGAAACACCACUACAACAGUCAGUGAUGUCACUAAAGGGGAAACAACUACUACUACUACUGAAGUUACCAAAGGUGGGGAAAUUACCACCACAGUGAAACACAAGACAAAACAUACUGAAUUGGCACCUGAAACAUUGAUACCUAUUACUGAAGGCAAUAUUUUGGAAACUGAACUUACAACAGAAAGGGCUAAUGAGGAUGGCACAAUUACCAUAGAGCAAAUUACCACCAAAAAUGGCAAGACAACAAUUUCCAAGAAAACAAUAAGAGGACAACCUAGCCAAGAUAACAGCGGUAAAAUAUAUAAAGAAACAAAGAAAACAAUUGUUCAACGAGAAGAUGGGGCUGUCGUAAUUACGCUCAUAAUCCGUGAAAAGACUACAAUAACCAUGAUCACGAAGGUGAGAAAAGGGGAUGUUACACGAACCAUCAUGGAGGUAAAAAAGGACGACAAAAUUGUGAAAACAUCAGAGACGACCACAAAAAAAUCCACAGUGGUAAAUGAAGAUGGAAGCACUACAACAACCACUGAAACUAAGGAUGGCAAAAAAGUUGUCACGCUACAGGAGAUUACCAAAGGCGGAGUCACUAAAUCAACAAAAAAAGUCUUCAUAAAUGGAGAGGAUCUGAAAGAGGAAGAAGAGUCAAUACAUAAAUCCACUGUAACUGACAAAGAUGGCAUAAUAACAACAACAACUGUAACCAAAAAGGGAGACCACAAAAUAACAGUCACUGAAGUCACCACAGGUAGCAUCACUAAAACUACAACAAUAAUAAAGAAAGGUACAAGUGUUGUUAAAACUCUCCACUUCACAAGUGAAGAAGAAACAGAUGUUUUGGAGGAACCAUCCCCAAGCCUCACAGAAGGUGAAAACAAAGAGACCGUUGACAUAUCUCGGCAGGUCAACGAAGAUGGUACAGUUACCACCACAACAACAACAACCACGACUAAGGAGGGCAAGACCACUGUUACUGUGGAAAAAGAAACUGGUGUUGCAACAAAAGACACUGCCCCAAGCACCACUAAGAAAACUAAAGUGACCAAGAAUGAUGGCAGCACAACAGAGACCACUGAAACUAGAACAGGGGAAACAGUUCAAACAGUUCAAAAGGUUACAGAAGGAGGUGAAACAAAAACGACUGUAACAGUACAGGAUGGAGAGAAACCAGUGGAAACCACAGAGGAAAUUGUGGAACAAAAACCUUCAGUUGACAAAGAUGGUAGCAUCAUCAAAACAACAGUGGACAAAAAGGGAGACACAACAACUACCAUCACUGAAGUCACCAAAGGUAGCACCACCACAAAAACUACAGAGGUCGCCAAAGCAAACAAACCAGUUGAGAAGACAACGGUUGUCACUGAAACUUCUGCUGUUGUUGAGGAAGACGGUACUGCUAAAAUAACCACUGCGACAAAACAUGGCAAUACAGAGACUAUAGUGACAAAACUUACCAAAGGUGGUGUAACGUAUGAGACAACUGAAGUCACUGAAAGUGGAAAGCCUGUAGAAAAGACUGAAGAGUCAACUGAGAAAUCCACUGUGGUUGGUACAGAUGGUACCACCACAACAACCACAGUCAUAAAAAAGGGAGACACAACUACAACAGUCACUGACGUUACUAAAGGGGAAAUCACUACUACCACUACAGAAGUCUCCAAAGAUGGUAAAAUUACCACCACAGUGAAAAGCAAGAGCUCACACACUGAAGAACCUCAAAAAUCAUUUGUGCCUGGUAUUGAAAGCAAAGUUUUGGAAACUGUCAUUACAACAGAAACAGGCAAGAAUGAUGGAACCCUAGAGGUUGAAGAAGUACGGACCAGAGAUGGCGAAACUGUUGUGUCAAAGAAAAUACUCAGAGGAGAGCCUAUCAAAGAGACGAGUGCUGGCGUGCAUAGAGAGACAAAGAAAUCAACUGUUCUGCAACAAGAUGGGAGCAUACUAAUCACAAUUGUAAGUCGUGAAAGGGAAACAAUCACCAUAAUCCGAAAGGUUAUCAAAGGGGACUUUACAACAACCAUCACAGAGAUCUGGAAGAAUAACAAUAUUGUAAAAACUAUGGAGCAAACUACUAAGAAGUCCACAGUGGUAAACAAAGAUGGAAGCACUACAACAACCACUGAAACUAACGAUGGGAAAACAGUCAGUACGGUGGUUGAAAUCACCAAAGGGGGUGUCACAAAAACCAUAAAAACAGUCUCAGAAGAUGGUACGGUUCUGAAAGAAAAAGAAGAAGAGACAGAACAAUACACUGUGGUUGACAAAGAUGGUAGAACAACAACAACCACCAUUAUCAAAAAGGGAGACACUACAAUAACUGUCAUUGAAGUCACUAAAGGGGACAUCACUACAACUACAACAACAGUUAAGGAAGGAGAAAAGGAGGUGAAAACUUUCUACUUUACAAGUCAAGAAGAAACAGAAGCUGUUGAUGAAGCAUCCUCAGGCUUGACAAGAGGUGAGACGAAAGAAACUACUGAGAUAGCCAAGCAGUUCAAUGAAGAUGGCACAGUUACCACAACGACAACAACAACUGUGGAUGGCAGGACCACUGUCACUUCAGAAACAGAAACUGGUGUCGGAACAGAAGACACAACCCCGAGCAUCACAAAAAAAACAAAAGUGAUCAAAGAGGACGGCAGCACCACAGAGACCAUUGUGACUGAAAAAGGAGAAAAAAUGACUAUACAUCAAACAGUUACAGACCGAGAUGAAAAAAGAACAACUGUGAUGGUGAAAGAUGGAGACAAACCCAUUGAAACCACAGAGGAAAUUGUGGAAGAGAAGCCUUCAGUCAACAAUGAUGGCAGUAUCACUAAAACAAAAGUGGAUAAGAAGGGAGACACCACGACUACUAUCACUGAAGUCACCAAAGGUGACACCACAACCAUAACUUCAGAAGUCACGAAAGGAGACCAAGUAGUUGAAAAGACAGAGGACACCAAAGAGACAUCUUCUGUUAUUGAAAAAGAUGGUACAGCUGAAACAAUCACUGUGACAAAACAUGGAGAUGAAACCACCACUGUGACCAAAGUCAUUAAAGAUGGUCAAAUAUUUACAACAACUGACAUCACUAAAGGUGAACAACCUAUAGAGGAGACUGAAAAGUCCACUGUAGUCGAUAAAGAUGGUACCACCACAACAAUCACAGUGAUCCACAAAGGAGACACCACUACAACAGUCACUGAUGUCACUAAAGGGGAAACCACUACUACCACUACAGAAGUCUCCAAAGGUGGGGAAAUUACCACCACAGUGAAAAGCAAGUCAAAACAUACAGAAUUGGCUCCUGAAGAACUGAGACCUGUUACUGAAGGCAAUAUUUUGGAAACUGAACUUACCACAGAAAGGGCUAAUGAGGAUGGCAUAAUUACGGUAGAGCAAAUAACCAACAAAGAUGGCAAGAUCACAGUUUCAAAGAAAAGAAUAAGUGGACAAUCUGUCGAAGAUAAGAGCGGUAAGGUCUUUAAGGAAACAAAGAAAAUAAUUCUUCAACAAGAAGACGGCACUAUAGUAACCACGCUUGAAAUCCGUGAAAAGACUAUAAUAACCAAAAUCACAAAGGUUAAAAAAGGGGACAUUACAAAAACUAAAAUGGAGGUCAGAAAAGACGACAAAAUUGUCAAAACCUUAGAAACAACUACAAAAGAAUCCACAGCUGUAAAUGAAGAUGGAAGCACUACGACAACCACUGAAACCAGCGAUGGGAAAACAGUCAGUACGGUGGUUGAAAUCACCAAAGGGGGUUUCACAAAAACCAUAAAAACAAUCUCAGAAGAUGGCAAGCCUCUGAAAGAACAAGAAGAAGAGACAGAAAAAUACACUGUGGUUGACAAAGAUGGUAGAUCAACAACAACCACCAUUAUCAAAAAGGGAGACACUACAAUAACUGUCAUUGAAGUCACUAAAGGCGACAUCACUACAACUACAACAACAGUAAAGGAAGGGGAAAAGGAGGUGAAAACUUUCUUCUUCACAAGUCAAGAAAAAACAGAAUCUGUUGAUGAAACAACCUCAGCCCUGACAAGAGGUGAGAAAAAAGAAUCUACUGAGAUAAAAAAGCAGUUCAAUGAAGAUGGUACAGUUACCACUACGACAACAACAACUGUGGACGGCAAGACCACUGUCACAUCAGAAACAGAAACUGGUGUUCUAACAGCAGACACCACCCCGAGUACCACAAAGAAAACAAAAGUAACUGAAGAGGACGGUGGCACCACAGAGACCACUGUGAUUGAAAAAAGGGACAAAAUGACUAUACAUCAGACAGUUACAGAAGGAGGUGAAAAAAGAACAACCGUGAUGGUGAAAGAAGGAGAUAAACCAAUUGAAAAAACAGAAGAAAUUGUGGAAAAGAAACCUUCAGUCAACAAUGAUGGUAGUAUCACUAAAACAAAAGUGGAUAAGAAGGGAGACACCACUACUACUAUCACUGAAGUCACCAAAGGUGACACCACAACCAUAACCUCAGAAGUCACCAAAGGAGACCAAGUAGUCGAAAAGACAGAGGACACCAGAGAGACAUUUUCUGUUGUUGAAAAAGAUGGUACAGCUGAAACAAUCACUGUGGCAAAACAUGGAGAUGAAACCACCACUGUGACCAAAGUCAUUAAAGAUGGUCAAACAUUUACAACAACUGAAAUCACUAAAGGUGAACAACCUAUAGAGGAGACUAAAAAGUCCACUGAAGUCGAUAAAGAUGGUACCACAACAACAACCACAGUGAUCCACAAAGGAGACACUACUACCACAGUCACUGAUGUCACUAAAGGGGAAACCACUAGUACCACUACAAAAGUCUCCAAAGGUGGGGAAACAACCACCACAGUGAAACACAAAACAAAACAUACUGAAUUGGCACCUGAAAAUGUGAGACCUGUAACUGAAGGUAAUAUUUUGGAAACUGAACUUACCACAGAAAGGGCAAACGAGGAUGGUACAAUUACCAUAGAGCAAAUUACCACCAAAAAUGGCAAGACAACAAUUUCCAAGAAAACCAUAAGAGGACAACCUGGUCAAGAUAAGAGCGGUAAGAUCUUUAAAGAAACAAAGAAAACAAUUGUUCAACAAGAAGAUGGCACAAUAGUAAUCACGCUUGUAAUCCGUGAAAAGAGUACAAUAACCACAAUCACAAAGCUUACAAAAGGGAGCGUUACGAAAGCAAUCAUGGAGGUCAGGAAGAACAACAACAUUGUGAAAUCUUCAGAGACAACCACAACAAAAUCCACAGUGGUGAAUGAAGAUGGAAGCACUACAACAACCACUGAAACUAAAGAUGGCGAAAAAGUUGUCACGCUACAAGAGGUUACUAAAGGUGGUAUCACUGAAUCCACAAAAAAAGUAGUAAUAAAUGGUGAGCCUCUGAAGGAAGAAGAAGAGUCAACAGAGAAAUCCACUGUAACUGACAAAGAUGGCACAACAACAACAAUAACUGUGACCAAACAUGGAGACCGCACAACAACAGUCACUGAAGUAACCAAAGGUAGCAUCACUACAACAACAACAAUAAUAAAGAGGGGGAAAAAUGUUGUGAAAACUCUCCACUUCACAAGUGAAGAAGAAACAGAAGUCUUGGAGGAAAUCUCCCCAAGCCUCACAGGAAUUGAAACCAAAGAAACCGUUGACAUAUCCCAACAGGUCAAUGAAGACGGCACAGUUACCAUAACAACAACAACAACAACCAUGAGUAAGGAUGGAAAAACCACUGUUACUGUGGAAGAAGAAACGGGUGCUGCAACAAAAGACACUGCCCCAAGCACCACAAAGAAAACUAAAGUGACCAAGAAUGACGGUAGCACAACAGAGACCACUGAGACCAGAACAGGAGAAACAGUUAAAACAAUUCAAAAGGUUACUGAAGGAGGUGAAACAAAAACGACUGUAACAGUACAGGAGGGAGAGAAACCAGUGGAAAUCACAGAGGAAAUUGAGCAACAAAAACCUGUAGUUGACAAAGAUGGCGGUAUCACUGUAACAGAAGUGGACAAAAAGGGAGACACCACAACUACCAUCACUGAAGUCACCAAAGGGAGCACCACCACAAAAACUACAGAGGUCACCAAAGGAAACAAGCCAGUAGAGCAGACAACAGUUGUCACAGAUACUUCUGCGGUCGUCGAGGAAGACGGCACAACAAAAACAACCACUGUCACAAAACAGGGAGAUUUACAGACUACAGUGACGGAAAUCACCAAAGAUGGUGUAACACAUGAGACAACGGAGGUCACUAAAGGUGGCGAGCCUGUGGAAAAGACUGAAGAGUCCACUGAGAAAUCCACUGUGGUUGAUACAGAUGGUACCACCACAGCAACCACAGUCAUAAAAAAAGCAGACACCAAUAUAACGGUCACUGAAGUCACUAAAGGGGAAACAACUACUACUACUACUACAGUCUCCAAAGGUGGGGAAAUUACCACCACAGUGAAAAACAAGACCUCACACAUUGAAGAGCCUCAAAAAAUAUUUAAGCCUGGUUUUGAAGGUAUAGUUCUGGAAACUGUAAUUACAAUGGAAACAGGCAGAAAUGAUGGAACUAUUGAGGUUGAGGAAGUAAUGACCAGAGAUGGCGAAACUAUCGUGUCUAAAAAAAUACUCAGUGGAGAGCCCAUCAAAGAGACUAGUGCUCAUGUGCAUAGACAGACUAAGAAAUUAACUGUUUUACAACACGACGGAAGUAUACUAAUCAUAAUAAUAAUCCGUGAAAGGCAAACAAUCACCACAAUCCGAAAAGUUAUCAAAGGGGAUUUAAUGACAACCAUCACAGAGAUCAUGAAGAAUAACAAUAUUGUGGAAAUUACAGAGGAAACUGCAAAGAGGUCCACAGUAGUAAAUGAAGAUGGAAGCACUACUACAACCACUGAAACCAGCGAUGGGAAAACAGUCACCACGCUGGUUGAAGUCACAAAAGGCAGUGUCACAAAAGCCAGAAAAACAGUCUCAAAAGAUGGCAAGCCUCUAAAAGAAAAAGAAGAAGAGACAGAAAUAUACACUGUGACUGACAAAGAUGGCAGAUCAAUAACAACCACUGUGAUCAAAAAGGGAGAUACCACAAUAACUGUCAUUGAAGUCACCAAAGGCGACAUCACUACGACAACUACAACAGUUAAGGAGGGAGAAAAGGAGGUGAAAACUUUCUACUUUACUAGUCAAAAAGAAACAGAAGCUAUUGAUGAAACAUCCUCAGGCCUGACAAGAGGUGAAACAAAAGAAACUACGGAGAUAUCCAAGCAGUUCAAUGAAGAUGGAACAGUUACCACAACAACAACAAUGACAACUGUGGAUGGCAAGACCACCAUCACAUCAGAAACAGAAACUGGUGUCGGAACAGAAGACACCACCCCUAGCACCACAAAAAAAACAAAAGUGAACAAAGAGGACGGCAGCACCACAGAGACCAUUGUGACUGAAAAAGGAGAAAAAAUGACCAUACAUCAAACAGUUACAGACAGAGAUGAAAAAAGAACAACUGUGAUGGUGAAAGAUGGAGACAAACCCAUUGAAACCACAGAGGAAAUUGUGGAAGAGAAGCCUUCAGUCAACAAUGAUGGUAGUAUCACUAAAACAAAAGUGGAUAAGAAGGGAGACACCACGACUACCAUCACUGAAGUCACCAAAGGUGACACCACAACCAUAACUUCAGAAGUCACCAAAGGAGACCAAGUAGUCGAAAAGACAGAGGACACCAGAGAGACAUCUUCUGUUGUUGAAAAAGAUGGUACAGCUGAAACAAUCACUGUGACAAAACAUGGAGAUGAAACCACCACUGUGACCAAAGUCAUUAAAGAUGGUCAAACAUAUACAACAACAGAAAUCACUAAAGGUGAACAACCAGUAGAAGAGACUGAAGAGUCCAUUGUAGUCGAUAAAGAUGGUACUGCCACAAAAACCACUGUGAUCCAUAAAGGAGACACCACUACAACAGUCACUGACGUCACAAAAGGGGAAACCAUUACUACCACUACAAAAGUUUCCAAAGGUGGGGAAACAACCUCCACAGUGAAACGCAAGACAAGACAUACUGAGUUAGCUCCUGAAACAUUCAGACCUGUUACUGAAGGUAAGAUUUUGGAAACUGCACUUACCACUGAAAGGGCUAACGAAGAUGGCACAAUUACCAUAGAGCAAAUUACCACCAAAGAUGGCAAGACCACAAUUUCCAAGAAAACAAUAAGAGGACAACCUGCUGAAGAUAAGAGUGGUAAGAUCUUUAAAGAAACAAAGAAAAGGAUCGUUCAACAUGAAGACGGCUCUGUAGUAGUUGUACUUGUAAUCCGUGAAAACAGUAUAAUAACCACAAUCACAAAGGUUAUAAAAGGGGGUGUUACAAAGAGUUUUACAGAGAUCAAAGACAAAGACAAAAUUGUGAAAACCUCAGAGGCAACCACAACAACAUCCAUAGUGGUGAAUGAAGAUGGAAGCACUACAACAACUACUGAAACUAAUGAUGGCAAUAAAGUCAUCACGCUACAGGAGAAAACCAAAGGCGGUGUCACUAAAUUCACAAAAAAAGUCUCAAUAAAUGGUGAGCCUCUGACAGAAGAAGAAGAAUCAACAGAGAAAUCCACUUUAACUGAUAAAGAUGGCACAACAACAACAACAACUGUGACUAAACACGGAGACCGCAUGACAACAGUCACUGAAGUCACCAAAGGUAGCAUCACAACAACGACAACAUUAAUAAAGAGGGGUCGAAAUGUCGUGAAAACUCUCCACUUCACAAGUGAAGAAGAAACAGAAGUUUUGGAGGAACCCUCCCCAGCCCUAACAGAAGGUGAAACCAAAGAGACAGCUGACAUAACUAAGCAGGUCAACAAAGACGGUACAGUUACCACAACAACAACAACAACAACCACGAGUAAGGAGGGAAAGACUACUGUUAUUGUGGAAAAGGAAACGGGUGUUGCAACAAAAGACACCACCCCAAGCACCACAAAGAAAACUAAAGUGACUAAGAAUGAUGGCAGCAUAACAGAGACCACUGAGACCAGAACAGGUGAAACAGUUCAAACAGUUCAUAAGGUUACAGAAGGAGGUGAAACAAAAAUAACUGUAACAGAGCAGGAGGGAGAGAAACCAGUGGAAACCACAGAAGAAAUUAUGGUAGAAAAACCUUUAGUUGACAAAGACGGCAGUAUCACCAAAACGACAGUGGACAAAAAAGGAGACACAACUACUACCAUCACUGAAGUCACCAAAGGGAGCACCACCACCAAAACUACAGAGGUUGCCAAAGCAAACAAAGUAGUGGAAAAAACAACAGACAUCAUUGAGACUUCCACAGUGGUAGAGGAAGAAGGUACAGCUAAAACAACCACUGUGACAAAACAUGGCGAUACAGAGACUAUAGUGACAAAAGUCACCAAAGGAGGUGUAACGCAUGAGACUACUGAAGUCAGCAAAGGUGGUGAGCCUGUGGAAAAGACAGAAGAGGCAACUGAAAAAUCAACUGUGGUCAGUGAAGAUGGAACCACCACAACAACCACAGUCAUAAAAAAAGGAGACACCACUACAACAGUCACUGAUGUCACAAAAGGAGAAACCACUACUACCACUACAGCAGUCUCUGAAGGAGGGAACAUUACCACCACAGUGAAAAGCAAGACCUCACACACUGAAGAACCUCACAAAGAAUUAAUGCCUGGUACUGAAGGCAGUGUUUUGGAAACUGUAGUUACAAUGGAAACAGGCAAAAAUGACGGAACUAUAGAGGUUGAGGAAGUAACAACCAGAGGUGGCAAAACCAUUGUGUCCAAGAAAAUACUCAGAGGAGAGCCCAUCAAAGAGACUAGUGCUCAUGUGCAUAGGGAGACAAAGAAAUCAACAGUUUUGCAACAAGAUGGAACCAUACUAAUCACAAUAAUAAUCCAAGAAAGGGAAAAGAUCACCACAAUCCAAAAGUUUAUCAAAGGAGACUUUACAACAACCAUCACAGAGAUCAGAAAGAACAACAAUAUUGUACAAACAAUGAAAGAAACAACAAAGAAAGCCACUGUGGUAAAUGAAGAUGGAAGCACUACAACAACCACUGAAACUAGCGAUGGGAAAACAGUUACCACGCUGGUUGAAGUCACCAAAGGUGGUGUCACUAAAACCACAAAAACAGUCUCAGAAAAUGGCAAGCCUCUGAAAGACAAAAAAGAAGAGACAGAAAAAUACACAGUGACAGACAAAUAUGGUAGAUCAACAACAACCACCGUGAUCAAAAAGGGAGACACUACAAUUACCGUAAUUGAAGUCACUAAAGGGGACAUCACUACAACUACAACAACAAUUAGGAAGGGUGAGAAGGAGGUGAAAACUUUCUACUAUACAAGUCAAGAAGAAACGGAAGCUGUUGAUGAAAUAUCACCUGGCCUGACAAGAGGUGAAACAAAAGAAACUAUUGAGAUCUCAAAACAGUUCAACGAAGAUGGCACAGUUACCACAACAACGACAACAACUAUGAAUGGCAGGAGCACCCUGACUUCAGAAAUAGAAACAGGUGUCAUAACAGAAGACACCACCCCGAGCACCACAAAAAAAACCAAAGUGUUCAAAGAGGAUGGCAGCACCACAGAGACCACUGUCACUGAAAAAGGGGACAAAAUGACCAUACAUCAAACAGUUACAGACAGAGAUGAAAAAAGAACAAUCGUAAUGGUGAAAGAAGGUGACAAACCUAUUGAAACCACAGAGGAAAUUGUGGAAGAGAAGCCUUCAGUCAACAAUGAUGGCAGUAUCACUAAAACAAAAGUGGAUAAGAAGGGAGACACCACGACUACUAUCACUGAAGUCACCAAAGGUGACACCACAACCAUAACUUCAGAAGUCACCAAAGGAAACAGAGUACUGGAAAAGACAGAGGACACCAGAGAGACAUCUUCUGUUGUUGAAAAAGAUGGUACAGCUGAAACAAUCACUGUGACAAAACAUGGAGAUGAAACCACCACUGUGACCAAAGUCUUUAAAGAUGGUCAAACAUUUACAACAACUGACAUCACUAAAGGUGGACUGCCUAUAGAAGAAACUAAAGAGUCCACUGUGGUCGAUAAAGAUGGUACUGCCACAAAAACCACAGUGAUCCAAAAGGGAGACACAACUACAGAAGUCACAGAUGUUACUAAAGGGGAAACCAUUACUACCACCACAACAGUCACAAAAGGUGGACAAAAUACAACCACAGUGAAAAGCAGGACCUCACACACUGAACUUGUGGGCAAAAAGCCUCAAGCUGUCACUAAAGAGUGCCAUUGUGAUACAGUACCCCACUGUCAGGAGGAUGAGGAGUUAAUCACUGUGCCUGUGAAGGGAAGAUGCUGUCCAAGGCUCCAAUGUGAGAAGAAAAAGAGUGUUUGUGGGUUGGUGAGCCAUGAAACUUUGGUAAAGAGAAAGUCCUGCCAGAGCAAGGUCAAGCUUCCAGGAUGUGGGGGUCUGUGUGCCUCUUCAUAUCACUACUCAAGUGAUGGAGAAUGGAAGAGUGAUUGUGGGUGCUGUAAGCCAACUGAGUUCCACUCACAAUCUGUUGUCCUCCACUGUGAUGAUGGGACUGAGAUCACUGAAGAACUCUCUGUCCCAGCUGCCUGCAGCUGUGCAGCCUGCAACUAAGUCCUCACUCACACACACAUACACACACACGUCAUCUGCAGACAAGCUGACGUACACUGCAGCUCAUAAAUGACAGACACACACACACACACACACACAAAUGCUCAUGUACACACACAAACCAAUUCCAGAAAUAUCAACAUAGAAAUACAUUUUAAAUCAAAUCUUUUUUGCCUUACAUGAAAUUCUGUACAUUAGGCACACAGCCCUAAUACUGAACCCAGAGUAGUAAAAGGCAUGAGUUCAUACAUUAUCUACACACUUUUUCCUUUAACAUUUUUGUAACUAGGUUAGCAUCACUUGUGGAUUGGGUAAAUAUAUUCACAAUAGUUCAAUCUAUCUUGGUUUUCAUAUUGGGGUAAAUGCAUGCAUGUAGCGGUAAAAGGAACUGCUUGCUGAUAAAAUGUAACUGUUUUGUGGAUAUAUGCUAGCAAUUAAAAUUUUACUACAAACUAAUACCUACUGCUUCUAAAUAUAUCUGACUGUUCUCCAUGUUUUACAUUAUUGAAGUUUCAAAGACACUGAAUAAAUUACUUUAAUCCAUCUUCCCAU
Molecule: messenger RNA, 30274 nt
Organism: Anguilla rostrata (American eel)
Lineage: Eukaryota; Metazoa; Chordata; Actinopteri; Anguilliformes; Anguillidae
Product: mucin-19-like
Exons: 6
Coding region: 125-29722 (9865 amino acids)
Source: RefSeq, a predicted model, not a curated record